GCGGGAUCCCCAGGUUGGGCCGGGGCCAGAAGCGGCCAUGGCGCGGCUGGUGGCCGUCACUGCUCUGGGCUUGGCUCUUGCGCUGCUGGGCGAGAGGUUUGUGGCGCUCAGGAAUCGCCUUAACGCCUCCAGAGAGGUUGAAGCUGUUGACCUUCCCAACUGCCACUUCAUCAAAGGUGUAGAAGCAGGUUCCGAAGACAUUGACAUACUUCCCAAUGGAUUGGCUUUCCUGAGCGUGGGCCUCAAGUUUCCUGGGUUGCAGUACUUUGCCCCAGAAAAGCCUGGAGGAAUCCUAAUGAUGGAUCUGAACCAGGAGAGCUCCCGGGCCCUGGAGCUGCGAGUCAGCCGAGGAUUUGAUCUGGCCUCCUUUAACCCCCAUGGCAUCAGCACAUUCAUCGACAAAGAUGACACCGUGUAUCUCUUUGUUGCAAAUCACCCUGAGUUCAAGAGCACAGUGGAAAUUUUUAAAUUUGAAGAAGAAGAAAAUUCCCUUUUACACCUGAAGACCGUCCGCCAUGAGCUCCUUCCAAGUGUGAGUGACAUUGUCGCUGUGGGCCCAGAGCAUUUCUAUGCCACCAACAGCCACUAUUUCUCCGACAUUUUCUUAAAGUAUCUGGAAGUCUACUUGAAUCUGCUCUGGACAAACGUCAUUUACUACAGCCCCGAGGGCGUCCGCGUGGUGGCCGAGGGCUUUGACUCAGCCAAUGGCAUCAACAUGUCCCCAGAUGAGAAGUACAUCUAUGUCGCAGAUAGCCUAGCCCAUGAAAUCCACGUCAUGGAAAAACACGCCAAUUGGAGCUUGACUCAAGUAAAGGUGCUCCACCUGGACACAAUAGUGGAUAACCUGUCCAUUGACCCUUCCACAGGAGACCUCUGGGUGGGCUGUCACCCCAAUGGCCAGAAGCUGCUCAUCUAUGACCCCGGUAACCCUCCUGCAUCCCAGGUGCUUCGGAUCCAGAACAUUCUUUCUGAGACACCCACAGUGAGCACAGUCUAUGCCAACAAUGGAUCCGUGCUGCAGGGCAGUACCGUGGGCUCUGUGUAUGGCGGGAAGCUACUCAUUGGUACACUGUACCAUAGAGCCCUGCAGUGUCAGCUCUGAGGGGCGUCCACAGCCUCUGCUCUUACUAACACCAAAUUCACUGUGCACUGUUCUUCCUGAGGAAGUGCGUGUGGUACAGCUGAUGUGAAGGAAGUGCCCAUUUUCCUGGGCAAGGAAAUGAGAGAGAGGGCAGCUGCCCUGCUGCUCCUGCCUGAGCCCUGUCUUCACCCAUCCACUCUCUGCCCUCACAGGGCUUCUGGAAUGGAGCCCAGGAGAAAGACCAGAGGCUAUGGACUUAGUUCAGCAGCAGCUCUUAGCACUACCUACUGUGGUCUUGUUGUUUACAAUGUCAACAAUUAAAGGUUUCCUUAAACCCAGA
Molecule: messenger RNA, 1421 nt
Organism: Phascolarctos cinereus (koala)
Lineage: Eukaryota; Metazoa; Chordata; Mammalia; Diprotodontia; Phascolarctidae
Product: serum paraoxonase/arylesterase 2-like
Biological process (GO): response to toxic substance
Cellular component (GO): extracellular region
Molecular function (GO): arylesterase activity
Source: RefSeq, a predicted model, not a curated record